This is a messenger RNA of Aspergillus saccharolyticus JOP 1030-1, 931 nucleotides long. Its product is annotated as oxidoreductase, short-chain dehydrogenase/reductase family. NCBI's taxonomy places the organism in Eukaryota, Fungi, Ascomycota, Eurotiomycetes, Eurotiales, Aspergillaceae. Bases 1 to 792 code for a protein of 263 amino acids. Gene Ontology annotation, molecular function: oxidoreductase activity. The transcript is spliced from 4 exons. The record is from RefSeq and is a predicted model, not a curated record.
AUGAAUUUCCCUUACAAACAUGUUCUGCUUAUCGGAGCUACCUCUGGUAUUGGAUUGGCAAUGGCUAAUAAAAUGCUCAAACAUAAUAUCGAAGUGACUGCCAUGGGCCGGCGUCAAGAUCGCCUGGAUGCAUGGGUUCAAGAAAAUGGUGACGACAAAGCCCACGCAGUGGCAUUUGAUAUCGGCCAAAUUGAUGCUAUCCCUCAAAUGGUAACUCGUCGGUAUCCUAACAUAGACUGUGUAUUCAUCAAUGCCGGUUUUCAGCGGGCAACUGACUUUACGUCCGCCGAUUCUGUUGAUCUAUCCAUUUAUAAUCAGAUAAUGCAUAUCAACUAUACUGCUGCAGUCUCACUCGCUACCGCCUUUCUUCCUUUCUUGUCUGGGAAGGAGAAUGCCACAAGCAUUAUCUUCACCCAGUCCAACCUUGCAAUUGUUCCGGCUCCUUCUUUGCUCGGCUACUGUGCAUCCAAAGCGGCAUUAAAUACGUUCGCUAUGUGUCUACGGUGUCAAUUGACUGACGCUCAUUCGCAAGUUAAAGUGAUUGAACUUUUCCCGCCAGCUGUUCAAACGGAACUGCAUGAUUAUAUAGGCCCUGAACGGGGCCGUCAAAUGGGAAUGCCCUUAGACGAAUUUACGGACCAGGCCUGGGCUGGACUUUCCAGUGGAGAUGACGAGGUUUUCGUCGGUUUCAUACCCCCCAAGGAGCGCUUCUUUUCAAUCGCUCGUGAACGUCGUGCGGCUUGUGAAGAUCUGAGCCAGCAAAUCAAAGAGCUGCACAAGAAGGACGUCUAGACAACUUAUUCAAUAAUGAAUCCAGCUCACUAAUUUUUUCCCAAUUGAGACAAGUCAAGUUCAGUUGGGUUGAAGAGCCGGAUUGAUUGAAAUUUUUGAAAUAUACGGAGAAUGUAUUUGUGAAAUAACUUGUCAGCUG